UCCAAUGAGAAUCUGCCAUCCCAAGCCUAGUUCAGAUAUCGCUUUCCGAUUGGUUCUUCCUGGUAAGAGGGCGGGGACAGCGAUUGACUUCCGCUUACGGACCGGGAGAAAAAUGGCGGCGGCCAGGAGACUGAGGUUUGCGCUCCAUGGCCCCCGACUGUCACUGCAUACCGCGGCGCAGGUCGCCAGCGCGGCUCGGGAAGUCGCCGGCGCAGACGUCGCGGCAGUUUCCACCGCGCGGUACCCACCGAUUGUGGCCUCCCUCACUGCCGACAGCAAAGCGGCAAGGCAGCGGCGAGUGGAGCGAUGGCAGGCGACGGUACACGCGGCCGAGUCGGUCGACGAGAAGCUACGGAUCUUAACCAAGAUGCAGUUCAUGAAGUACGUGGUCUAUCCGCAGACCUUCGCCCUCAACGCCGAUCGCUGGUAUCAGGGCUUCACCAAGACCGUGUACCUGUCGGGCCUGCCCCAGCCGCCGCAGCCCGCGGGCGCGGCCGCCGUGGACCUGGCCGCCCUGCGCGCCGCCGCCCGCGACUGCCUGCUGCAAGAGCACGUCUUCCUGCGCCGCCGGCGCCGCGGGCCCACCUACCGCGAGCGCCAGGCCCUCGCCUCGGCCUUCCUGGACCAGCUGGUCACCUCCCUCACCGGCCUGCUCAGUCCGCACAACCCGAUCCUGGCCUCCGCUGCCCUCGAUUGUAAACGUCCGGUUCAUUUUUAUUGGUUGCGGGGUGAAGAAAUUAUUCCUUCUGGUCAUCGGAAGGGGAGAGUUGAUGCUUUGCGGUACCAAAUAGAUGAUAAACCACACAACCAGAUUCGAAUAUCCAAACAGCUCCCAGAGUUUGUGCCACUGGAUUAUUCUCCUCCUCUAGAAAUCCCUGUUAUGAGUUGUAAACCGGACAAACUUCCGUUAUUCAAGCGGCAAUAUGAAAAUAACAUAUUUACUGGCUCGAGGACGGCAGAUCCAUGCUGUUAUGGUCAUACCCAGUUUCAUCUAUUAAAUGACAAAUUAGAAAGGGAACGGCUUUUAAAAAGAAACUGUGCCGAUCAGAUAGAAGUUGCUUACAGAGCUAAUGCUAUUGCAAGUCUUUUUGCUUGGACUGGAGCACAAGCUAUGUAUCAAGGUUUCUGGAGUGAAGCAGAUGUUACUCGACCUUUUGUUUCCCAGUGUGUGAUCACAGAUGGAAAAUACUUUGCCUUUUUCUGCUACCAGUUAAAUACUUUGGCACUGACUAUCCAAGCUGAUCAAAAUAAUCCUCGUAAAAAUAUAUGUUGGGGGACACAAAGUAAACCUCUUUAUGAAAGUAUUGAAGAUAAUGAUGUGAAAGGUUUUAAUGAUGAUGUUCUCCUUGAUAUAGUUAACUUUCUCUUGAAUAGACCAAAAGAAGAUCAGUCACAACUGUUGGAAAACUAAGAAAAACUCUUUUGGUACCGCAAUCUGUGAUUACUUAGGUUUCACUGAAUAGACAAUAAAAGCAAUUUUGAUGAUAAACAUUGUAAAUAUUACAUGAUUGGUUUGAGACAGUUCAUAUAUUAAUUUAUGAUUAGACCUCUCAUUUUGUGCAGAAUAAAUAUUUUAUUUGUAAACUUAA
This is a messenger RNA of Sorex fumeus (smoky shrew), 1589 nucleotides long. RefSeq names its product mitochondrial ribosomal protein S30 (gene MRPS30). Bases 5 to 1411 code for a protein of 468 amino acids. Gene Ontology annotation, molecular function: structural constituent of ribosome. The record is from RefSeq and is a predicted model, not a curated record. Gene Ontology annotation, cellular component: ribosome; mitochondrion; mitochondrial large ribosomal subunit. Gene Ontology annotation, biological process: translation. The transcript has 5 exons. NCBI's taxonomy places the organism in Eukaryota, Metazoa, Chordata, Mammalia, Eulipotyphla, Soricidae.